AUGGACGCCGAAGCAGACGACAAGAAAACCGAACCUCAAUGGCUUCACAAGGUUCCCGCCACCGCGGAAAUGUUUCUUGCGCGCUUCCUGAAAGGGUUCACAAGUGGAGUCGUCUUGUACGGGGGAGUAAUGGGCGUGUCGGCUCUCAUGCGCAACCCCUUCCGAGAAAGACUUCCCGACAUUCUGAAGCAGAUAUUCUCGAAAGACUGUCUCAGGUUUGCUGGAUUCCUUGGUCUCUAUCCCAGUACAUACGAAUUAGUCAGGGAAAUAUUACAGGAAAGAAGAAAUUCAAAGGACGGCUGGAACAACUGUAUCGCUGGAGGUUUGGCUGGUCUCACUAUAUGUAUAGAAGACCCGGGCAGGAGACUUAUCUACACACUUUUCGCUGUGUCUCGUGCCUUUGGAGCUCUCGUUUCUACCUUGGUGACAAGAGAAAAGAUCCCAGAAAUUCCAUAUAGUGAGACAAUGUUGUUUUCCUUGUGCUGUGGUUUUCUGGUUCAUUGUGUAGCCCUCCGUCCAGACCUUCUCCAGAAAGGCUACUACUACUCAGUGCUCAAGUGGUCACGUGACUACAACGACAAAAUUCUACAGACUCUGUUUAGAGAUUCCGGUGACAGGUUCCUCGGGUGCCAAGAGGCAGGUCUACACCCAGAUUCCUGUACCAAGCACGCCUUCAAAGACAUGAUAUUCAGUAUUCCGUCAUUUGCCAAACUGUACCUACCGAUACAUAUAGCACCUAUUGUUAUUUUCAGAUGGAAAUUAAUCGUCAAAAGACCGAAGUCUAUUCUGAGAUCAUUGCUAAAAAAUGUCGUGUUUUCGACAUCUUUCCUGGCUUCCAUGGUGAUGCUUGCUAAAUACACGAUUUGUCUCCUGAGAAACCUGAGUAAGAAGCCUCCUCCAUUGGCCAGCUAUAUUCCUGUGAUUGGCGGACUUGUAUGUGGACUUAGUGUUCUUUUUGAACGAGCAAAUCGACGGAAAGAAUUGUCCCUGUUUUUGAUUCCUCACACGCUCUACGCGCUAUACACGUGGAUCAAAGGUCACAGAUUGGCAUCUAACAUCGAUGUGCCUUUCGGAUCCGUGCUGCUAUAUGCUGUAUCGAUGAUAUCAGUAAUGCACGCGUACGAGCGCGAACCAGAGUCACUCUCACUCCUCCUGAACGGCCUGCUGCGAUAUUUUGUAGGCGAUAUAAAAAAUCCAGUUGUGCGACCCCCAAAGAGAAUAAGAAAAAUCAGUGACAUUUUUGCAUAA
Molecule: messenger RNA, 1248 nt
Organism: Ylistrum balloti
Lineage: Eukaryota; Metazoa; Mollusca; Bivalvia; Pectinida; Pectinidae
Exons: 4
Coding region: 1-1248 (415 amino acids)
Source: RefSeq, a predicted model, not a curated record